AAAACAGUCCUUCGGUAUACUCUAACGCGUUGACAUAUCGCUGCUUCAUAUGUUCUUCACUGUACCGGUCAUCAAAGACUUUUUGAUACCAACCAAUCACUUCCAGAAAUUACUUGCAAAAACAUUCUUUCUCAUUCUAAUCAUUAAUAAAUAUUGUUUGAAAGUGGUUUGGAAAAUUGUCAAGUGAAUAAAUAAAAUCGAUUUGUAGUAGUAGAUAUUGGAUCAGCUUGAAGAGCAUUUAGAGAAUUGAUAGGCUCUGAUUAUUAUCCGUCAUAUCAGGGGUUGAACACUCCCUGGUAUGAUCUGGUCAUGGGCCAGUGCGUCAUUUGCCAUGGAUGAUGAUAACGGGAUUUCGAUAUCGACAGGUAAUUGCUGGUCCUCGUUGGAUUCAUGUGUUUCUGUAUUCAAGAGGGAGGAAUUGAUCGUUAAUAAAACUAUCGGGACACAAAUAGAGAUCGAUUGCAGUAGCGGCAACGGUUACUGAUCUAUGAUAGGUUACAAGAACUGCUUGUCAAGUCAAGUGAAAAACAUUUUCUAACCUUAACGAAGACAUUUCUUAUUAAAGUGUUUUUUUUAUCUAUCAUUGAGUAUAAUCAUGCUGAAGAUUACUAUGCUGGAUUAUAUUGCCGGCUCUGGAAGACAGCAGCUGGACCAGUCUGUUUACUGUGGAACUGAUUCGCGAAAAUCAGCUAUUAAUGACCGUGGAAACGUUGACAAGAAUACAACCCAAGACCUGUUCGAGUUACUGGAGAGGGUGCAGAGUUCUAGGCUUGAUGAUCAACGCUGUGUGUUACCACCUUAUUUUACGCAGGCCUCAAGAGAUGAUCGACAGGCUUCAAGUCCUGGUAAUCAAACUCUCACACCGUCUCCAUCGCCAUCGCCAGUUGGAGAUGCACCCUUGGGACGUGCCCUGAUGGAAGCAGCUAUCCAGCAAGCGAAUAGCUGCUCUCAGCAACAACCUCCUAUGGUUGUGACGCCGCCGGGAUAUUGGGUAGAUGGUACCGAUCAUCGUCACGCCCUCGAUUCAGCUGGCAGAGCGAUGCUUCCAACACAACCAGCCUGGCAGCCACGAAUCGAUCAGGACGAUACAGCCAAGUGUUAUCGACGGUUUUUCGUUGGAAGGGAGCAUGUGAAUCUUGUGGGCAGGGACUCUGAAAAUGGGCCGGUUUUAGUCUCGAUAAAAGCAGAAACUGUAGCUGGUCAAGAACACUGGAGAGUAUUACUUCGUAUUCGAGCUGGAUCAACUCAUGAACUUGUUCCAGCAAUUAAUCUUGGUCCAAAUCCGUCCCCAGCAAAAAUGGUCAAGGCGAUUAAUGAAUCUCUCAAUGUCAGUACAUUGAUGCCAGUUGUUUGCUCGGGUGCUGGUACUCUAAUUGCUCGUUAUGACGAACAUGCUUUGGUGAGCAGAUUCAAAUUUGGUGUACUGCAUCAACGAGCUGGACAAGUUACUGAAGAGCAAUUAUUUGGCAAUCGUCAAAUAACGCCGGCCUUUCAAGAAUUCUUAGAUUUACUAGGACAAAAAAUAGACCUAAAAGAUCAUAAAGGGUAUCGAGGUGGUCUAGACACGAGACAUGGUCAAACAGGCGAUUCAGCAGUUUACGAAGUAUUUCGAGGUCGUGAAGUUCUCUUCCAUGUUGCCUCAUUGCUCCCCUAUAGUCCUGGAGAUUCUCAACAACUACAACGUAAGCGACAUAUCGGUAACGACAUCGUAGCUAUAAUAUUCCAAGAGGAGCCAACACCAUUUAGUCCUGAUAUGAUUGCGAGUCACUUCCUUCAUGCUUUUAUCGUAGUCCAAGUCAUCGACCCUUGCUCACCUAAUACAAGGUACAAAGUAAGCAUUACAGCCAGAGAUGAUGUUCCCUGGUUCGGACCAGCGUUACCAACGCCUGCGGUCUUUCUUCGGGGCGUCGAGUUCAAAGAGUUUUUGCUCACGAAACUCGUAAAUGCAGAGAACUCCGCUUACAAGGCGGAAAAGUUUGCGAAACUUGAGUUGAGAACUCGGUCAGCUCUCUUAGAAUCUCUAGUGGAAGAUCUUCAAACAAAAACAAGUGAAUUUUUGGGUUCGGGACUGGGUCUUUCUGGAUCAGGAACUUGCCCAGUUAGUCCAACAACUAGUGAAGCACCGAGUUCAGGUGGCGGAAGUGGUUCUCGAUUCAUCGACACAGUGCGAAAAGCUUUAAUAUCACGAGUGAGAAAUGCUUCGACUGAAAGUGUACCUCAACAGUUAGCUAAAAAAGGUCAAUCUGAACCAAGUCCGCCAAGUAAUAGACAAUCGACCACAAAGAUGAGUGGGAAACGAUCUAUCGAACCAUCUAGUCCUUUAGGAUCUCCGGAUUUGACUUUGAGAAGGGAUUCAGAUCGCGGAAGUCCAAGUUUAGGAAGCCAAGACAGCAGCUUGUCUAAUACUGACAACCAAGACAGUAGCAGUUUAACAACAUUGCAGCAAGAUGACGUUGACAAACGAGAAUCAGUCCAACAAACUUCCGUAGUUAAUAAUGAUGUUGGAACAAUUGAAAAAAAUCCCACCAAUACAACCUUUCCGCGUCUUACUCAUGAGAAUAUCAGGAAAAGAGAUGACAGGCCUGAGAAACCAGAGAUAGCACAAAGAGUCGUGUCUGAAAGCGAUGACAGUUCGUUAAAUAGCGAACUCGAGUUAGAUCAAGCAGUUUACCCUGACAGUGACACUGGAUUAGAGUCAAUGAGUUCAGCAGAGACUCAUGAAACUACGAGGUGUAAUAAUGUUAAGAAUGGAACUAAUGAGAUGGAAAAUUUAAGGCAAGAAGUUACAAGGUUGAAGUGUGAUAAACUGGACUUAUUAAGGCAGAAUGUGACAUGCCAACGAGAUAUAAAACGACUUCGCGAAAAAGAGUUGCAGCUUCAAUCAGACUUGACAGCAGCAUCCAAAGAAAUUUUACGACUCAGAGCAAUGCUCAAAGAGUGCUCAUCCAGUAUUCCGUUGGACAACAACAAUCAGCAAGCAUCUACAGUAUAAAAUAUCCAAACAUUUAGCGUGUAUACACUCACUUAUAGAUUAUUUUUUUGCAAUUGUUAGAAUAUUAUAUUAGAUUAAAAAAUUGAGAAAAUAUAUUGACGUGAUCUCCAAGACAUCUGCAGGAGAUAAAUAGAAAAAAAACUAAAGAAAAAUGAUUCUCCAGUGUCUCUUAUAAGAAUGAAAAUUGAUUGAUAAGUUCAAUCGAAAUAAUUGUGUCCAACUAGAGAAAUAUUUAUCAGAUUAUUUAUUUCUGUAGGAUUAAGAUAAAUCAGCACCAUUUAAUAGUCAGUGUAUAGAGAGAAAAAAGUAUGCAACUAAAAUUCUUGUAUUUUAGUCUAGAUAUUUGAAUUUAGACCAGGGAUAAGGAAAUUAGGAUAGAAUAGUGUAAAAAUGAACAUAAACUAUGAUAAUAAUAAAGAAAAUAACGAUCUUAACAAAGAAAA
This is a messenger RNA of Chelonus insularis, 3435 nucleotides long. Its product is annotated as rap1 GTPase-activating protein 1-like. NCBI's taxonomy places the organism in Eukaryota, Metazoa, Arthropoda, Insecta, Hymenoptera, Braconidae. The record is from RefSeq and is a predicted model, not a curated record. The transcript is spliced from 10 exons. Gene Ontology annotation, biological process: activation of GTPase activity; regulation of small GTPase mediated signal transduction. Gene Ontology annotation, molecular function: GTPase activator activity; protein binding. Gene Ontology annotation, cellular component: cytoplasm. The coding region runs from base 596 to 2992 and encodes 798 amino acids.